AUGGAAAAUUAAAACAAAAAUCCAGUAGAAACUGAAGAGGAAGGGUAAAUUUUGAAAAAGUAAUAAAAUUAAUAAGAUUAAUAAAAAAAUGAAAACAAAGAAGUUAUACCUAAACUUAAAGAAUAAGAAGCUAAAAAUGAAAAGUAAAAACAUGAUAAUUCAUCAAAAAAUGAUUAAUAAGUAAUAAAUAAUUUGAUUGAGAAUGGUAAUCAAUAAAAGAAUGAAUAAUAAUAAUAACAAUAAAACCCAGUAUAAAUUGAAAAUGAGUACUUAAAUAUUCUUGAAUAUUUAGAAAGAUAGUUGGAAAGGUAUAGAAAAAUAGAAGCUUAAUGUGUUUCACAAAAAGAUAAAGGGGUUCUUAAACGUAUAAUGUUAACUUUUGAGAGUUAAUUAGAAAAAUUAAAAUUUAAUAUAAUAGAACCUAUAACGAAUGAUGUCAGCAACUUUGGUGGAAUUAGUUUAAUUAAAGAGCUAGAAUAGACAGAAGAGUCUUUUUUUUCUAAGUCUAAAAUAUAAUCUCAUCUUAAAGAGAUUUAUAAAUUCUACUCUAAAAUAUUCUAUGUAAGAGGUCCAUCAGAUGAUUUUACAAGAAUCAAUCAUGAAUCAUAAACUUUAACAGAGGGUAAGUUUAUGAUUUUUUGUCGAUAAUUUGGAUUGUUAGAUGAGAAGAUCCAUCAUAUAAAAACACAAUCAUCAAAAUAUGUAUAAACUAAUAGAAUAUUAAAUGAUACAAUUACAAAUAAAAGUAAUAAAAUUUUUCCAUCCUCUCAAAGGAAUCCUUAAUAAGAAAAUAUGAGAAUCUUGUCUUUUAAAGAACUUGUAUAUUAAUUUGCUUUAUAUAUUAGAAUCUACUGUUUAGGAGAGUUAAUCAAAAUUAAAAUGAAAUUACCUUUAUGAAUUUUAUUCUUUUAUUGAGAGAACUUUCUAAAUUUAUGUUUUAGGAAGAUUAAGCCAAAGCAGAAAUUAGAUUAUUUCGAUACAUUGAAGUAGAUACAACUUAAUUUAAAAAAAAAAUGAAAUCUUUGAAUAUUCCAUUUGAAUCUAAAGAUGAAUAAGGAUUUAGAAAACCUAAAGGAUUGUAAUUGCAAAAAUUUAUUAAUUAUUCAACAGAUUAACUUAAAUCUAAAAGAAUAUUAGUAGAAGAAUGGAAAAAUGUAAAAAAAUAAGAAUUGAGAGAUAAGAUAAUAUCAUAAAUUGAUUAAUCAAGAUCAAAAUCUAUAGUUUUUGAACCUUCUUAUAGAAAGACAAAUAAUUAUAGAGAAAGAAAGUUAAAAAAAAUUGGUUUAGAUGUAAAUUCUAAUUAGAUUGUUAAUUGGGAGAAAUUAGAUAAAUUAGAUCCAUAACUUUUAUUACAUGAAGAAUUCAGACCUGAAGAUCUUAUAGAAGAAAAUGAUGAUGAAGAUGACAAUUAUUAUUUAAAAAGUUAUGAUUUAUCAAAAUAGAAUAAUAAAAUUAUAAUGAAGUAUAAUUAAGAUUAUUAUUUAGGAUCUCAUCAUUAGAUUAGAGAUAAUAAAAAUAUUAAUUAAAAACUGAAUAUACAAAAAGAUAAAUAUAGAACAUUUCAAAAUUAUCACAAUAAAGUGACUAAAAGUCAGCUUAUCUAAAAUUGCCAAGAUUAUAGUAUAAAUGA
This is a messenger RNA of Paramecium sonneborni, 1630 nucleotides long. The record is from the annotation of a GenBank genome assembly. NCBI's taxonomy places the organism in Eukaryota, Ciliophora, Oligohymenophorea, Peniculida, Parameciidae.